This is a messenger RNA of Cucumis melo (muskmelon), 586 nucleotides long. RefSeq names its product NCT transcriptional regulatory complex subunit A. The coding region runs from base 1 to 423 and encodes 140 amino acids. Gene Ontology annotation, cellular component: nucleus. Gene Ontology annotation, biological process: regulation of DNA-templated transcription. The record is from RefSeq and is a predicted model, not a curated record. Gene Ontology annotation, molecular function: protein heterodimerization activity. Lineage: Eukaryota; Viridiplantae; Streptophyta; Magnoliopsida; Cucurbitales; Cucurbitaceae. The transcript has a single exon.
AUGGAGGAAGAGGAAUCCGGCGAGGCUAUCCGGCCAGAAUUUCCGACGGGCCGAGUGAAGAAGAUAAUGAAGCUCGACAAGGACAUUGGCAAAGUGAAUUCAGAAGCCUUGUUUCUAGUCUCAUGCGCCACAGAACUCUUCCUUAAGCUUCUAGCUGAAAAAUCUGCAGAAGUCGCCGCUGAGAAGAAACGGAAGACCGUGAAGCUUGAACACAUCCGAAUGGCCGUCAAAAGGCAUCGCUCGAUCAGUGAUUUUCUUCUCGAUUCACUUCCUCUUCCGUCUCAGCCGUCGGAUGCACCGGCGAAGGACGAGAAUCGCAUUCGCGCUGUCGUUGACAAAGUGGCUCCUGCAGGAACGCGUCGCAUCGAUGAUUUCUUUCGUCGGCCAACUAAGACAACGUCGGCGGAGACCAACGAGUCAUAGGCGCUCAAUCUUCAACAGGCAAAAGCUCACAAGCACAAUUGAUGGCUUACUUUUUGGCGUUUGUUUGUCUAGAGUUAGCAACUCCAUAUUUGAUCAUUAGAGGAUAAAAUUGUUUGUUAAUGAACAUUACAUGACUUAUACUAUCUUGUUUAUUUCAACAAAA